UAAACGGUGAACACAGACAAAGAGAGACAGACUGAACUUCAUGGUAACCCCGUAAGUUUUGAACAUUUUAGACCAGAGAACUUUAAGUCUUUGUCUGACCAUAUGCCCAUAAUCGCCUAAUAUCAAGAAGAAGAGAUUUCAGGAAAAAAGGGAUACAGAGAGAGAGAGAUAAAGAAAGGAUCUAUUUGGAGCUUUUGACGUGUGGAUUUUUCUUGUACUGUAUGCAUGGGAGCAGUGGUUGUCUUGGAUGCUAUACUAAGCCUGAACUGAAUACCCCUGAAAAAAAGACAUUGAGGGAUUUUAGAGUUAAAGGUCAUUCAGCAAGGAAGCCUAGCUUAUCAGAAGAUUAUUGGACCACCAGCAUGUGUGAUAUGGACAAUAGCAUCUCAUCAAUUAGCACAAACAACCAGGUCCUUGAAGCUCAAGGCGUUGCUGGCAUUGCUGGUGCACCUUCUGAGUUUGUAAAUCAUGGUCUUCUCCUCUGGAAUCAAACUCGGCAACGUUGGGUAGGAAAUAAAAGGUCUGAGAACAGAGCUCAGCAAGUGCAGGAACCCAAACUAAAUUGGAAUGCGACAUAUGAUAGUUUACUUGGAAGCAAUAAGCUGUUCCCUCAGCCUAUUCCUCUUUCUGAAAUGGUAGAUUUUCUUGUCGACGUUUGGGAGCAGGAGGGUAUGUACGAUUGAGACACAGAAAGUACAAGACAUGUUACAUUUGAAGGUUGGUCAAAAAUUGGAACUAAUCUUAGCUGUAACAUUUGAUUUGCUUUCAUAGUGAACAAUCAGUGAAGCAAAGCCAUGGAACAUAUAUCAAUUAUCAAUUGCAACAUUAUCAGUCAUCUGCCCUCCGUUGGGUUUUUGUUUCAAUCCAGACAUUUUCUUGUUAUGUGUCGGUCGGUGGAACCAAUAAAACAUUGCCAUGUUUUUGAGCAA
Messenger RNA from Mangifera indica (mango), 929 nucleotides. RefSeq lists its product as uncharacterized. Bases 222 to 683 code for a protein of 153 amino acids. Lineage: Eukaryota; Viridiplantae; Streptophyta; Magnoliopsida; Sapindales; Anacardiaceae. The transcript has 6 exons. The record is from RefSeq and is a predicted model, not a curated record.